Messenger RNA from Cryphonectria parasitica EP155, 1671 nucleotides. RefSeq lists its product as uncharacterized. Lineage: Eukaryota; Fungi; Ascomycota; Sordariomycetes; Diaporthales; Cryphonectriaceae. The record is from RefSeq and is a predicted model, not a curated record. The transcript has 2 exons. The annotation marks the transcript as partial. Gene Ontology annotation, cellular component: telomerase holoenzyme complex. Gene Ontology annotation, molecular function: telomerase RNA binding; telomeric repeat DNA binding; protein binding. Gene Ontology annotation, biological process: nuclear-transcribed mRNA catabolic process, nonsense-mediated decay.
GCGAAGAAGCAGCGAUCGAAGAUCAUUCGCGAGAUCGAGAGCCUGAAGAAGGGAAACAGCGGAAAGACCGAGGAGGAACAGCUGAGCAAGCUGGAAAGCGGCUUGGCCGAGUUUCGCCUCCGCUUUGUCUACACCAUCUCGCAAGACCCUCGAUUCACCUUCGAGCAGGACGCCGAAGAGGUCAUGUGGAAACUCCACACGUUCGUUAACCAGGCCUAUCGUGACCUCAUCUACGGCAACCUCAAGGGUCAGCAGCACGUCGUGACGAAGCGCAAGGUGGAGAAACUUUACAAUAAUUAUUUAAAGACGGCUCUUUUGUUCUACAAGGGUUACUUUCAGCGUCUUGAGGCUCUCCAUGGGAUGCCCCAGAUUCCAAGGAUCAACCGCCUUCUGGAGCUACAGGCUCCUGCUGUCGACGAGUCCCAGAGCGCCACCAUUCCUGCCGACGCGGUCGAAAAGUCGUUCCACGCGACGCUCCUCCACCUGGGAGACAUCUCGCGCUGGAGAAAUAAGGCACGUCCGCGACCGGAUGGCCUGAAGACUGCUGUACUCUUCUACGAACUUGCCAACGAUCUGAAGCCCACUCAUGGCGCUGCACAUCAUCAGCUUGGAAUUCUCGAGGAUGACAACCACCUGCAUAUCGUCUACCACCUCUACCGCGCGCGAGCUAUCGAGACCCCGCAUCCUAACGCGGCAGCCAACCUGGAGCAGGAGUUCAAAAAGCUCCUACAGCCAUCCACACCCAGCAAGCGCUCUGGUCCUCCCGAUCCAAACGAGGCUUUUGCCAACUGGUUCACCAAGCUUCAUGCGCGCUUGUACAAGGGAGAUGACUUUCCCCCUGAGCUAGAGGAGGAGGUCUUGCACCGACUGGAUAUCACGCUCAAGAAGCCAGGCUCUUUGCCUCUCAUCUUGAAGAUGGUACUUGUCAAUAUUGCAGCGUACUGGGUUGCGAAAUCCAAGAUUGAGAAGGAGUGGAGCCUCAAGGCGUCUGCUUCUUGUCAAUUCAUCUUGAGGCUGAACGUCCGAUGGAUCCUGGCCAUCUCCCGCCUGUUACUUUCUGAGCUAGAAGAAUUUGUCAAGACUGCUCCCCCUGCACAAGACGAAUCCACCAAGAGAGGCACUACUUCGGAUGGUUCUCAGGAGUUCAGUGCUUUCACCGAGACUGCGCUACCUCUAGCACGCAUCUACAUGGCUUGGCUUUACAUCUAUCGUAACGACAUCGUCGACUACCAGCAGCAUUUGGGCUCAUACGUCUUUGACAUGUACCGAGCUCUUGCCCAGACCUUGACAGUGGUCGCAAAAGAAUUCACAGGCAACACGAUGGCGCCGUCGCCCUACCUCCUUGUCGAAGAUGAAGUAGCGCUGGGAAUGAAGCCGUUCGAUGACCCUGGCCUCCCGGCGAUGUGCCGUCUCCAACACGAAUCGGACAAAGGUACCCUCAAAAUUCACUGGGAGGACAGCGGUAACCCGAAGAGCAGCUCUGAGCAGGAGAUGUUGAGUCGUAUAUUUGACUUGAUGGGCUGUGGACUGUCUCUUGCAUUUGAUGAACGAUUUCCGCUAAGCAUCAACACUUCCACCUCCCAAGAAUUGGGCGGCGCAAUCACUGUCUCCUACCUGGAAGGCGGGAAGCCACCGAUGCUCGCCCAAGGCCCCGUGAACGACUUGCAACCC